CCUUCUACAACUUGGUGUCUGAGAGGUUUUGUCUCCGGCUGGUCAUGCUACAUUUCUUGGUUCCCUGACCGGGAAACGAGGCAGACAAAACCUGGGUAGUUAAGGGGCUACCCGAGGCAGCCCCUUAGGCGGCUUAGGCCUGCUGUGUGGAGCAUCCCUGCAGGGGACUCCAGCCAGCCUGAGUGAAGCCAUCCGAAGAGCGAUCCCAGGUAGAGAAUUGCCCCGGUGGAACGCCUCGCCAGAGCAGUGCGUAGCAGGCCCCUGCGGAGGAUUAACACAGUGGCUGAACACCAGGAAGGAACUGGCACUUGGAGUCCAGACAUCUGAAAUUUAACGGAGUAGUCAAGGAAGGCCUCGCUGUGCAGACAACACUGAGCAAAGACUUGAAGGAAGAAAGGGAACAAGAUAUCAAGAUAUUUGGGAAAAGCAUAUUCCAGGCAGAGGUCUGAGCAAAUGCAAAGACCUGACCUGAAGGGAGAAUAUCUCUGGGUGUUCAAGGAACAGUAAGGAGGCCAGAUGGUUGAAACCAGCUGAGAAAAAGGUGCAGUAACUUUAAAUUCCUCAAAUCCCCUGAGUGCAAGGCCAUGGCUCAGAAAAGCCUUGCAAACAACAGCAUUAAUCUCCCCUACAAGGACUUGACCUCCGAGGUAACCAGGCGCCGAGUCACCAUGAUCACAAGAAAAGAGAUAAUUACCCAGAAAAGUGAUGAAGCUAAGGAGAUGCUCUCCCACUUGGAUUUGGAGCAAGCCCCUCCCCCUCACAGGACCUACCUCACAGUACCUCCUGCCCCACCUCCUUCUCCAGCUGAGGAUCCCACGGUCUCCUAAGAUGUAAAACUUAUUUUGAAGUGAAUUCUUACACAGAACUCCAGAAAACAGUUUCAGUGGCAUUCUUGAGGUUUGUCUUAGAAGACUCUUGAAGAUCUUUGUUCUUUCCUAUUUUUCUUCACCUAGAACCACCAUAGAGCAUGGUUUACCCUUGCUAAUAGACUUAGUCAUUUUUGGUUUUUUAAUCCAAGUCUCUGAUAUGAUAUGCAUAUAUUUUGAUCUUUAUGUUAUGCUAUAGAACUGUUGCUGUAGUCAGUUGUAUUUAAAUUAAUAAACAGUUAUCAGGC
Molecule: messenger RNA, 1114 nt
Organism: Homo sapiens (human)
Lineage: Eukaryota; Metazoa; Chordata; Mammalia; Primates; Hominidae
Gene: MYOCOS
Product: myocilin opposite strand
Exons: 4
Coding region: 585-827 (80 amino acids)
Source: RefSeq, a predicted model, not a curated record